Molecule: messenger RNA, 2694 nt
Organism: Lachancea thermotolerans CBS 6340
Lineage: Eukaryota; Fungi; Ascomycota; Saccharomycetes; Saccharomycetales; Saccharomycetaceae
Gene: NSP1
Product: FG-nucleoporin NSP1
Exons: 2
Coding region: 1-2694 (897 amino acids)
Biological process (GO): protein import into nucleus; RNA export from nucleus
Cellular component (GO): nuclear pore central transport channel; nuclear pore
Molecular function (GO): phospholipid binding; structural constituent of nuclear pore
Source: RefSeq, a predicted model, not a curated record
AUGAGUUUCCAAUUUAACCUCAACAGCAACUCUAGCGCUAACUUCGGAGGAAACUCUCCAUUUGGCAGUGCGAGCGCGCCGACAAAAGAUCAAAACUCCCAAAGCUCAGGCUUCUCAGGCUUUUCCUCUAAUCCUAGUACUAAUGCGCAACAAACGAGCGGAAACACCCCUGGGUUUGGUGCAUCUCAAGGGCAACAAGGCAGUCUUUUUGGGAAACCAUUGGGUGGUACUACUCCCGCAUUCGGUUCCUCGAGCGCGCCAAAACCUUUUGGGUCUCUUGGCGGCUCUUCCCCGUUUGGGGCUCAACCUGCCACUACCACCCCGGCAAAUGAGAAUGAUAAAAAAGAGUCCCAGUCCACAGGAUUCAACCUCGGAGGCAACACAGCCAGUGCUAAUAACGCUAAGCCAACUGCUCCUUUCUCUUUCGGAACUACACCUGCUGCGACUGGUAAAGACGAUAAACCUUUAUUUGGUGGUGCUAGUAGCGCAUCGCCCUUCCAAUUUGGAGCGGCAUCCAAUCAAGGAACCUCAGCACCAGCUCAGAGUUCCACCAAUAAACCAACGCUAAAUUUUGGAAGCUCAAGUAAUUCAAAGCCCGCGUUUAGUUUCGGCGCAGCUAGCGCUAGCGACGCCAAGAGCGGAUUAGGGGACACAACUAAAACUUUAGAAAGCGCAGCACAAACAUCAUCUGCUGGUUCAAAAUCUCCUUUCACGUUUGGCGCUAGUACAGCAAAAAGUACAGAAACAAAUGCUUCUUCGGGACCGGGUACGUCCACGGUUGAGAAAAAGGAUGACGCUAAGCCGGCAUUUAGCUUCGGCGGUACUUCAGGUACCAAUACUGCGGCUCCUAAGUCCUCUCCCUCCCUAAACUUUGGCGGCUCUGCUGCAAACAAGAAAGAAGAAUCAAAACCAGCAUUCAGUUUUGGCACUGCCGCGUCUGAAAAGAAAGAAGAACCAAUGCCGGCUUUUAGCUUCGGUGGGACUUCGAGCACUACUAAAGAGGAUUCCAAGCCUGCAUUUUCUUUCGGAGGAGCGCCCAGCGACAAAAAAGAGGAUUCGAAACCAGCUUUUAGCUUUGGCGAGGCUGCAAACAACAAAAAAGAAGAUCCAAAACCUGCUUUCAGCUUCGGAGCUACCGCCUCCGACAAGAAAGAAAACCCAAAACCGGCACUUAGCUUCGGGGGGGCCACAGCAGACAAGACCGAAGCGUCGAAACCAGAAUUAAGUUUGGGGGGGACCACAACCAACAAGAAUGAAGUUUCCAAACCAGCCUUCAGCUUGGGGACUGCUUCUUCCGAUAUAAAGGAGGACCCAAAACCGGCUUUCAGUUUCGGUACAGCUAAUAAUGACAAAAAAGAAGAAGCCAAACCAGCGUUCAAGCUCGGCGGUCUCGGGGAAAAAAAGGACGAACCAAAAUCGACAUUCGCAUUUGGCGCCCCUGGCGAGAAGAGCGCCGAUAAACCAGUAUCGUCCAAGCCUGAGACUAACGACGGAAAUGCGAGCUCAAAGCCAUCGCUCGGUUUUCUUGCCGGAUCGGAGAAUAAGAGCGGUGGAAAGCCUGCCUUCAGUUUUGGAAAAUCGGCUGAAAGCACGAAUGCUUCUGACAAAAGGGUUGGUUUUGGAAAUAGCUCAGAACAAGGAAACAAGUUGGGCGCAGGGACUUCUGAAGCUAGCAAGGGCUCCUUUAACUUUGGCGGUUUAGGCGCGCAGCAGCAAAAAAGUGAUGCAAACAAGGGAGGAUCUUUGUCCUUCGGAGCCAAAGAUCCUAAGCAAGACAAAGAAAACAAAUCUUUUGGCUUCUCCAAUAGUUCGGGCACAGGUUCUGACUCCAAACCUAGUGCGACUGGCUUCUCGUUUGGUCAAAACAAAGAGUCUGCAACAUCAUCAAAGCCUAGCGGUUUUUCAUUUGGUGCAAAAGACAAAGACAAAGAAGAAAAGGACGCACCCAAGACGACACUAAGCUUUAGGAAAGACACUGACGGAUCCUCCACGUCAAAACCAUCCAAUUUUGGCUUUGGGUCUAAAAAGGAGGCCGAAAAAAAGGAUGGCACUCAACGUGAGGCUGCGCCCUCAAGCACGGGCACAGAAGCUCAAAAGCCAAUCGAGAUUCAACCCGUGUCUUUGGAUAACAAAACUCUUGACGAUCUUGUCACAAAAUGGACAUCUCAGCUAGGAGGAUCUGUGGACCACUUUGCCACAUAUGCGGAUAAAGUUAAAGAGUGGGAUCAAGUGUUGAUGCUUGGCGGCGAACAAAUUGGUCAACUUUACUCGGACGCUCUUGUGGCGGAACAGACACAGAACAGGGUUGACCAGUCGCUACAGUACAUCGAAAGACAACAAAGUGAAUUGGAAACGUUUUUGGAUAACUAUGAAAAGAAAGCAGAGGGCCUGCUAUCAGGUGUACUGUCGAACUCUAACGGAUCGACUGGCAACAUUAAUGACCAGAAAAGGCAACAAGCUUACCAAACAGCAGAAAUACUGGACGACAAUUUAAACUCAUUGUCCAUGAACCUUUCAGCACUGAUUUCAGAGAUUAACCAGGUGAGCGAUACUUUCAAUAAGGCUACAAACAUGAGCGUUACCAAUGAAGACGAAAACACACAACUCAUUAAAUUAUUGAACUCUCAUCUUGACGCAUUGAAAUCCCUUGACAAUAGUUCUGACUUGUUAGAACAAAAACUUACAAAGCUUUAA